Molecule: messenger RNA, 11649 nt
Organism: Caenorhabditis auriculariae
Lineage: Eukaryota; Metazoa; Nematoda; Chromadorea; Rhabditida; Rhabditidae
Source: the annotation of a GenBank genome assembly
AUGAGCGGUUUGCAGCGUAGCCGAUCGCUCAUACAGCGCAAGAAGGAGCAGUGGGCCAAAGAGAAAGGUGUGUUCCCAUAAUCUGUUUAUUUUGCCUCUGAAUCACGCCCGUCUUUUUGGUUUCAAUCUUUUGUGUGUGAUUGUUGCGUUUUAUAGACUUGCAUUUAUUUGAGCGCCUGGAACGAUUUAUAAGAUUUAAAAAGCGGGCCGUUUUCUCUGUUCAAAGUUGAGAGGGGAAUCAGAGCCGUUUCUGUGAAUUCUCCACACAAGACGGAAAAAAAUAUCUGCUUGAAAGUUGUAAACCAGUUUUUAGCAAGUUUACAAUAAAUCGGACGACUUUUCAGUUUUUUUUUUCACAAAUUUUAGGAAUAUUCAUUCCUAGAACAUUUCCGUCUUUCAAUCUUUUUUCUUUUAUAUCGAACUCUGAUUUCCAUAACAUGAGCAAGAGGGUUCUCAUGUGGCUAGGAUGAAUUGCGGUUGUGUAACAGGUGGUUUAGUGCAAACGGGUUAGGUUAAUCGAGGCUACCGAGCUCUCUAUCUCACGUCUCAAAUGUCCUCCACGCAGUCUGCAACAAAAAAGGAACGGACGAUCGAUAUCCGCCCAUUUAGAUGGUAAUCUGGCGCUCCCACGAACACUGCCAAUUGUACAAUCGGGCGGCUGGCAGAUUGACUUGUUGCCUUCGUUUCCUGAAGCGAAACGCAUUGCAGUUAGGAUUUUAUGCGUGAAAAGGGUAUUAGGCGAAAGUGAGAAAAUGGAAUAAUUGUCAAAUUUGAAUGGUUUAACCAAAGACAUGAUGAUUCGGCCUUUUUGAACAGCUUCAAGAGGCUGAUUCAUGUGAAUUCCGACAAGUCAAGAUGUUGUUUUAAAUUAAAAUCCUUUGAAAUUUCUUUCUCACUUUUUUUUUUCAAUAAAUGUUUGAAGAGCUUGUGAUUCCUGAAUCUUUUACACGACUUGGAUCCGUAAAAAAUGACUUGAAGAAAUUUUAACGGAAAUAAUCAAGAGGAGAAAAUCUACGAAAUUUUUUUCAAGGCGAUUGUGGCUGAUCGCAUUUUUGUGGUAGAAAGGUCAUUGAAAAGAAGUUUUUGUUUUCAAGUACGAUAUCUUCGCGUCAAAAAAGAUAAACAAACAGCUGAAAAGUUGUCUUUUAUAUUUUAAUCAAUCACAUCGGUUCUUUGAAGCCAAUGUUUCUCAUUGCAGAAAAUGAAGCGGACGCGACGGCUUGGUUCCCUUUUGGAUCUCCUGGCGGCGGUUCCCCCAACCGAAAGUUUGAAUCAAAGACGCCGACACAGCCGAGCACUUCCAGUGCGAAUCCAGAUGUGGUCAGUCUGUUCAAUAGAACUGUUUCUCGGAUAAUCUGCCAGUUUUGACAUUGCAAUAACUUUCUUUUCAUUGAAGUCUUUCAUGGAAUUUGUCGCUCCUUAUAUUUUUUUCUAAACGUUGUUUUCAAAGCCAAGUUUCAUUGUUUACAUAUUGUUAAAGUCACUGUGCUUUCAUAAUUUUCCCUUUUGAAGCCUCUCGAUCUUCUUCCCUCAGUUAAAAUACAUUUUUUUUUCUCACGGCAUUUUAUAUUGAAAAUAGCAUGACGCCAUUUUUGUACCGUCAUUUUUUUUAGUUGUCCUUAUGACUCAACCGACCUUGGUAACUCUUUGAUGUGAAAUGCCGCAAUGUUUCACGGCACGGUAGCCGACGCUUCGCUUCACGGCUCAUUUGUCUUUUUCUCAAACAUUCUUCUUCGGAACUUUUGUAGCUGUUGCGUUGUAAAGUUGAGGCUGAAACAUUUCAGAGGAGAAAAAUAAUCUGCUUUCUUUGUUUUGAUAAGGGCAUUCGAAGGUUCUGUUUUGCCCUUGAUUGGUGAGCAAGGAAAGGCUAGAGCGUCAUUUUUCGUUUGAACGAAAGGUUAGCAGAUUAAACUCUCUGAGCAGUUUCAGUCUUCGGAUUGACCCAAAAGCUUUUCCACCAAAAUUUCUCUGUUGCGAUAAGCGUUUAACGAGACGCGUGCUCAUGAUUCUUCAAAUAAAACCUUGUAAUCAUCGCGGGUUCUUUUUCUUAAUGUGGGCCAUCACGUGUGAUAAAACGGAAAAUAACCUUUCCAGGCGGCUUUUCCAAUAAUUUCAAAAAUUGUUCUAUGGCGUUCUGUAGAAAAAAAUUAUAGCAAAAAAGCUUAGCUUUAGCUCGAUUUUUCCAAAAAAUUUCGGACUCGCUGUUAUUACUUUCAGUUUUAUUUCAAAAAAAUUCAUAAUGGAGUGUUUUUUUUUCGAUUUUAAAACUUGAUAAGAUUGCUAAUCGCAUUCUGUCCCUGGCUGGAAAUGAUCCAAAAAUGUUUCCCAACAUUGAAGUUUUGUGCAAAGUGUGCAACGCAUCGCGACUUUUCUCCUCUGGGUGCAGCUGCGAGGCACCGGUCUCCCGCUUUUUCAUGUCCUUUUUUUCUUUCUUCGUCGCUUCCUAUUCAUAUCGUACCGUUGAAUUCACCCGCGAGUUUCCGUCGACAUGUGGCUCAAAAACUUUCUGUUCUGCAGCUGUGUCCACUCUCUUAUCUUUUUUCGAAUUUCUCUUCCUUUUCCUGUUAAUGAAAUCAUUCUUCAGUUGAUUCCUAUCAGCUUUUGAAAAGAUUUUCCUCAACAAUAGAGAUAUUAAAUUGGUGAGCGUUUCAAAAUCCACUGUUUUUAAAGCUAGUUUUGCUUUUUUGACUUGGCCAAUCGGACAAUUGAGGAAAGUCUUUUCGAACUUGUGUCUAAUCGAAUCUUCGUCUAGUUUGGAAACUCGCUGGAAGAUUUGCAUUUCGAAGAUUUUCGUGCAUAAUUCAAUAACUCGGUUUGACCUGACAGGUUCCUUUUGUAUCCCCGUGACGCCGUUAUUCGGCCUCGCCAAAUCGCUUUCACCAUUUUGUUUAUUCAUGAGCCCCGCUUUUUUCAAAAGCUUUUUAAAAUCCUUUUUCAUUUAAAUGUUCGAGAAACAAUUUUACCAUUCAUUUUGCACCUUUUUCCAAAAAUAUUUCGUUCAUUAGCUCUUUUUUUCGGUGAGCUUUAAAUGAUUGGUACUGUUCGAAAAUAUUUUAAUAUUUUUCAAACUGUUAAAAAAAAUACUUGUUAAAUGAAAGUUUUUGUGAGGUCUCUUCAACCUCAACUUGACCUACUAGAAGGCUUUUUAUUGAAAAAGUCGAUGGGAAGGUCGUCUAUUCACGCGACUUCCCAUAACUUUUUGUGUCUAUGACUAGGAUUCGACUGAACAAUUCUAAUUUGGGUGUGAAAAAUAUUUUCUAUCAAGAAUGGGAAUACUCUGAAAAUUUCAAAAAGAAACAAUCUCCACAUUGCUCAGUUUUCUAAAGUUGGUUGUAACUUUUCUCGGGCAAAACUGAAAAGCUCCCCAAAAGCUUUUCUCAAAAAAAGACCUUGAAAGGGUCCCCAGCAGAUCUUUUUUACAUCAUUUCAAUUCUUUUUUGCAUCUUUUCAACAUCCUCUGACAAAAAGGAUGCUGAAAAGCAACUAAAAAGAUUCGAGAGGAUUCAAAAAGGAUCCUCUGAGGUUAUGAAAAAGGUGCUCAGAAGCUUUUUUACAUCAUUUUAUGAGAUUUUAGAGGAAGCUUUUUAUCUCCCGCUCAGGAUCCUUUAAGGAUCCUCAAAGGAAUUUUUCCGUUUUACCUAUGUUGGUUGGGAAUAUCCAUUUUGGCAAUGUAGAACACUGUGCGAUUGGUGAGGACCAUAGGCCGGCAGGCGGACAUGCGGCGGGUGUCGACAAAUAGGCGCCAAGUGGAAAUGAGCUUUCCUAUGUGUAUCAUCAUCAUCACCAGCAUCAUUUUGUUGACUCUGCGACUGGCCUCUGGCUUCCUGCCGGCGGUUUCCGCGCGGAGAAUGGUUUCUUCCGCUUCCUCACCCUUAUUUCCAUGAACCGAACCUCUCUUAUCGAUUUUUAUUAUGACAGGUUUUUUUUAAUUGAUCACUCUAAGUCGAAAAAAAAGUCAGCAUGACGUGCCAAAAGAACCGAUAGCCAAGUUUAAAUAAAUUCAUUAUCCCUUACUGAAAAUGGCUCGCGAACCUUACCGAUCGCGAUAAAAUGUGCGGCAGGGUUUUGAAAAAAGACAAUUGAAACUGAGUCUGAAGUUUUUGAGACAAGUUUCAUUUGAUGAUAUAAAUUUAUAGCUAAUCAAUUAUUUUGAGCCUUUUUUUUCAAUUUUUUUGUUUUUUGUCUUCAACCACCACUUUUUAGUUUUGAACAUUUUACAUUUCCCACUCGCAGGAUUUCUUCUUUGAUGCCUCGCCAACUCUUUUUGUUGAUUUUUUUUUUCACGUCAAAAACCCUCAAAAUAGCUUCCCGACGUUCCUAUCACAACAGCUUUUUAGACGUUCUAAUCCGAUGUUUAAGGGAACAUUUCCAUCCCAAAUACGGUCGUACCUCUCCACUCGAUGAACUUUAUUUGUUUUGCAUGAAUCGAGUGCUCCAAAAUAAAUAUAGAGUUUUUUUUUCCAUUUUUUCUUCAAUUCGCGGCUUAAGAUUUCUCAUUUUGCAGGGUGUACGGCUGGAAGAAAAAGUGUUAGCCUCUCGGGAAGCCGUAGCAGAACGAGAAAAAUCGAAAAAUAACAUGGUAAGUGAAAUUUCCAUCUCCAUCUUUAUUUUUUUCAAAGAAAUCGGUGAUAGCUUUUCCAAGUAGCAAUUUAUUUGUUUCGAUGAGGUAUAGCCAAUGUUUCCCAACUUGAAAGGCAAGAGAAUUCAACCGCCAGCGAGCAUUCAGAAAGCUUAUUUAUCGCUUUUUUUCACUAUUUUUGAUUUUUUAUUGAUUAUAAUCAUGUGUGCAUCAAAAUAGUAGAAAAUACAAAAAAAGAGCGGUUGCCGAGCUUUUUAAAUAGUCAGCGGCGAUUGAACUGGCGCCAAGAACCGCGUACGCACACGCUACGCGUCCCGCCCCUUGCCCCGCCUCCCUCGCCUUUCAAGUUGGGAAACAUUAACUAUAAAUUUUCAACUGAAAAACAAAAAGGAAAAAUUUUCUCUUUCUCCCUCGAUUUCAAUACUGACAGUUUUUUUCUGAAAAAAUCGCAACAUGAACCGUGAAUAAAGUUUUGAUAGCACGAUAAGGAGGUGUGAUAAGCAGUGUCAUUUUAUGACACCCAAGACAUUUUAAUCCUUGUUCCUUGGAAAUGAGCUGCCAAUCUCAGGAGGCUCCCGAGCCGUCGGCUUCGCUUCGAAGCUCGGCUUCGCAACAGAACCUCGUCUAUUCACCUGUCUACCCACCUCACAUGAUUCCCUACCAUAUGUCAAUGGCCUACUCCGGACAACCGCCUGAUCCAGGACAUGAUCCGGUAAAAUCCUUCAAAUUAGAUACAUUCAGUUAUUUCUUGAAUCUGAAAGCUUCUCACUUCAGUUGAACCCAUGGGACAGUUGGGAAAGAUGGAAAAAGUCUCUAACAACCAUCAAAAACACUUGUUUUUCAUUGUUUUGAUCCAAAAAUACCGAAAAAACCAAAGAUUUUUCGUUGACUUGAUCCGCCUCUGUGUAUUGCAUCUUUGGAAGCUCGUUUAAGGUUUUAAAAAAAAUGUUUUCUGUAACCUUUUUCGAAUAACAGCUGGCCCUAAUUAUGUACGUUAUAAUCCAUUUCAAAAAAUAGAGAAUUUCCAGCAGCCUUAUCCUGGUUGGGGUUAUCCGUAUGCGUUUCCACAGUUCACCAUGAUCCCACCAGGCGCCAUUCCUAUAAAUACCCACGUGAGCCCAUCAUUCGAGUAGUGAUUUCUAAUAGCGGCUCUCAGAAUGCGGACGGCUCGCCGAUUUGUCCAGUGUCGAUCGCUGAACAAGUCGCCGCUGCGCAAAACUCGAACAUUUGGGGCAUGCCUAUGGCCCCAGGAAGUCAGUAAUUUCUCCAAAACUCUCAAUUCAUCAUUUUUUUUUUGUCAGUUCGCAUGGGGAUUCCCAUUCCACCACCAGUUGCCGUGCCACAGGCCAUGCUGAGGUCCAUUUCUAGCGAUUCGACCGUCAGUGCGGCUUCCGCUUUCAGACCUGAAUCUCGAAAAAAUAUUACUGUCCCUGAAGAAUAUUCUGUUUCUCACCCAGCUUUCGACUAUCAAGAAGCCCCGCACUUUGGUAUGACUUUCAUGACGAUGAAAUUAUGCUUCGUGCUUGUUUCUAGAAGAGUCUGAGUCGCCAAGUAGAAGAAGUCCAGGGUCCAAUGUUGCGGCGGCUUGCACGUCUCGAUCUUCCAAUGGAUCCAUCUCUAUGAACACCUAUGAGAGUCAGAUUGCUGAGAAGAGGAGGUUUUUGAUUCUAUUAAAGGUUUCGCUACUACUUUUACAUUUCUCUCACAGGAUGGACGCUGAAAAUGCAGAGCGAGAACGUGUACAAGAUGAGAGAAGAGCGAGGGAACGAGCGGAAAGUUAUCAGCGGCGUGAACAGGAGGAACUGAUGCGUUUGAAGGCGGAAGAAGAACGUCUACGAGUGAGAUUGAGCAGUCAUCUCGGGAUCUCAGUUUUGUUUCAGGAGGAACAGAGGAGGACAGAACAGUUUGUCCAGGCGAAGGAGAAGGCAGAAAAAGAAGCUGAGCUCUUCCGGAAAGCCCGACUCUACAAGCACGUGCUGGUGGCCGCUGAGAAAAGUCCCGAGCUUCCUCAACUCGAAAAAAAGCUGCUAGGCGUGGAUGAAGCGACCGGAGAGCGGCUUCUUCGCGAGGUUCGGCCUGGUAUCCAAUAGUCCGCCAGAUUGGACUUUUCAGGUUUCUCAUUACGAGAGACAGAAGAAAAUUGAAUGGGAGCAGAUUGAACAGAACGCGCCGCCAAAAAAAGAGCGAACGAGGUCGACGGUGAGAACCAACUACAAGUGCAUUUUUAGAAAUCAAUCAAUUUCUUCAGAGUGUUCGUGGUAGAAACAACAGCGUCGGGUCCGACGAGUCAAAUCUCAAUGGAACCUUGAAAAACCACCAACGUCAGAUGCCCGAAACUAGCCAAAAUGGUUAUUUUUACGAGGCGUGAAAGAGAAACAAUGACAUCAUUUUGUAGUUCUUUUUAACAUUUUUUUUUAUUUCAAAAAAUUCUUUUCGUAUCCACUUAAAAACUCGCUUCAAUCUGUAGUUUAUGGCUUCGCAAACUUAAUAAUUUUAACAGUAAAUAGUUCCAGGAAGUCGUGAGUGACUAGACUUAUAGAAUUGGAAUUGAACAUUUUUUCUAGUUGAACAAGGCAUACAAACUAGUUGAACAAGGCAUACAACCAUAACCAAAUUAAUCAUCUUUUUUCAAAAAAUAGAGUUGGGAAAAGUUGAAUGAGUGAGAUUCAAAAAUAAUUUUUAAAAAGAAAAAAAAUUAACGUAUUGGGCAAUUUAUAUUAUUUUCUUUUGUAAGCUCAAAAAACCUUUAAGAAUAUUUUUCAUUUUCCAGACGCAUCUAAAUUCGUAAGAAGCGGUUUCGGACGCUCUUCUGUUCGAGUGACACGCCGAGAACAUUCACAGGAGCCGCGACAUGAAGAAUCUUUCAAACAGCCGCUUUUCUCCCCGAUUACUCCUCUCACUAGGUAAUUUCUCGUCGAAAGGCUAUAAAUACUAUUGUCGAAACCUUUGCUCAGGCCCAGAAAUAUACCGCUGAACUUGACAAGUCCUCAAGGCUCGAAUAACAUCGACGCGCCUGUCAAACCUUCCCACCCUACGAACAAAAAAUCCUUUGUUCGUUUUUUUUUGUAUUUUCUAUUUUUCUCGCACUGUCGGCCGUUAGUUUCAAGGAAACGUGCAAAAUUGUUUCCCUACUGCUAUAAUCCGCUCAGUGAUAACUUUUCUUUAGGGGCAAACGGCACGGGACAAUCGCUUUGACGCGCAAUCAGUGAGUUUAAUCCUUUCGCCAUCAUUAAAUUUUAACAUUUUGUCCUCUAGAUCCGUAACCGCUGACUUUUUCUAUUCAUUAAUCUCUACCGCUUUUAAGGUUUUUUUAAAUCAAAAAAAUAUUCAGACUUUGAUUCUAUGCUCACUAAUAUUUCUGGGGAAAAAUUCGGAAAGUAAAAAUUGAAAAAAAGAAAAAGCAUAACAUAGCAGUCGCUGUUUUUGAACAUAUAUAUCCUUAAAAAUCUCUCUUUUUUUGAAGCUUCUAACAAUAUUGAUGAGGAUUUUUUUUUACUUUUACGAGAAAAAACUAUGGUUACUAUAAUAGUUCGAACGAAGCUUCAUUACAAAUCUAUAGUAUAUUUUUUUAUUUGAAUCUUGGUCAUUUUCUCAAUUUGUGUAAACUACUUGAACCUCUGUUUGCUCUCUUGCAACGCAUGGGCUCCUGUCCGUUCAUUUUUUUGUGCACUCUUAAAAUUUUUCUCUUAAAAAAAUUACGAAAAAAAUUUUUUUGCACCGUACCUGAAAGAAAAAAAAAUGGCAAUUUCGCAUAAUGCUGAUUUUAUAGAAAUAAAAAAAUAGUCAACGUUCCUUAUUAAUAUGCAAUUGUGAGAAAUACUCGUGGUUUUGUGAUAAUUUAACAUUUAAAUCUUAUUCUAAUUUCUUUUAAGAAGUUUCAACUUUCGAAAAAAAUUUAUGAAAAAAACUUUUUUUCAAGUGAAAUUUUGGUAUUCAAAAUUUUGCGUUCCAAUUGUUAUAAACUAGAGCUCUAGAGCAGAGCAAUGAUAAGAGAUGAAGAGACAUGAAAAAUGAUAAUCUUAUGAAUUUUCAACUAGUUAAAAAGCUAAAAAAAAAAUAAUAAAAGAGACACCCCGCGCACUUUUGGCAACAAACACGCGCCGUCAGUGCCUGAGACUUUGAAACAAAAUGCCGUGUUCAAAGUAAUUCCGCGAAAUUCAAAAUAGCCGUCAGAGAAAGAGAAAGAUAACUAAAUUUUGGAGGGUCAGAGACCAUUUUGCAUUUCGCGGAAAUUACUUUGAACACGGCAAAAUUUUUUCCUUGAAACUAGACCAAUUUAAAGGCACAUUAACUCUUCGCUGUAAAUUCAGUAGUCGAAGUGCUCUACGGAAAAAGGUUUAUUGAAAAUUAGAUUUCGGAUCUUUAUAUGAAAUUAAUUAUUUCACAAACUAGUUUGUCGAUUUAGUUUCUAACUUAUUUUCAUUUUCUUCUCUGGUGAUUGAUAAAAAGGAUUUUUGAAUUUUUCAUUCGAGUUUUCAUGCUCUAUUCUCGCUUGUUCGAGAAACAUUUCAAUCUGCCUCAAAGUUUUUAUUUUUGAUGUUGAAAUAAGGUUCUCUCUUUUUUUUUGUUUUAGACAAAUGUAGAUUUCUAUUUUCUUUAUUUUUCUGACAAAGCUUGCUUUGCAUUUGGAAAUAAAGGCUAUGGACGUAUUUGGCGUUUUUAGGGUUUACAUUCGUGGGAACCAUGUCGAAAAAUUUUCUCGAACGUACAGUUUUUUAUUCGAUCUCUUUCCAUCGAAAUAACGAUUUUUUAUGAAUGACGUGGGCGACACAUUAAUUUUUCUCUUUUUGACGUUCCGGGCGUUAGCUGAAUUGCGAAAAAAGUAGAUAACAUAAUUGAAUGAUUUUGAUAACGACAUUGCCUGAGGGCGUUACUUUGAAGACUCCACCUCUCUUUCUGUUUUCGUUUCGGCUACGCUCUCAUAUUUCAGUACCAGCUCCAGCCAAAGAAUGCGGUCCGCCAAUUAUUUUUCGAAGCUUUUUAGUGUUCGUCUAGUCGUUGUAAUCCGAGUGCGGCCGCAAAUGAGAUUGAUCGUCACUUUUUUUUUUCGUUAUGCUCCAUGUGGAACACUUUUUGUGGACGUUGCUACUAUUUUAGUUUUUGAUGAAUAAUCGCUAAUUUCGCAAUGUUUUAACAUGAGUUUGUAUUGCAAAAUAGAAGCGGCGUAGUUAUAUGACGCGAUAGGAGCGUUUUUUUUUUCUUCAAUUUAUUCAUUUUUAAAAAGACGGGUGAAAAAUAGGGGUAUAAAAUUUUUUGCCUUCUCUGUCGUUUUCAAAUAUUUUUUCUUCACUGAAUAUAAGUUUUAUUUUUAUUUUUACGGUCAAUUUUUUUCUAGUUAUUCAUUUAAUUCAAGUGGAAUCGUUAUUUUUUGUACAUUUGCUGACCGAAUUCGGAGCAGUUUGUCACUAAUCUCGAUAAGACUACUUUUCGACGUAUAGAAGACUGUUGAUUGUUCCAAGUAUAGGUUUUUUGCAGCAUUGCCCUGCAUACUUGAAAUUGUGGUGAUAAGCUAGUUGAUAUGUCGUGGAAAUGGAUCCGGACUACGCUGUUAUCUUCAGUUUUCCAUUCAUUUCUCAUUCCCAGACUGCUGCCUUUUUUUUUUGCAAACAUCGUAACCCCAAAACGUUUUCAUUGAGAAAAAAGGCUCGUGUCGUUAGAUGAUCGGAACUUUAUCGCCUUGGCGGCUGGCCGUCUUUGAUUUAUAGCUUUCUCGCCGUUUCUCCAACGUUAUUUUUAUGUCUCCUCACUGGUCAUUUUUUUGAAUUCGAUUCUUUUUCUGAAAAUUUUUACAUUUUUUUUUGCUGUACUUUAGUUUUUUCUUUUACAGAGCGCUCUUUUUUCACCGAUUGAAACUCGCAAAAGCCGAAGAAUGAGACCAAUCAUGUCACCAUCAUUGGAAGGAAUGGCUCGCGGCAGCGUCGAAAGCCACGAAGAAACCAGCAGUGGCAGCCUGAGUCCUGAUAAUCAGAUGUUUUCAAUCCUGAAAUUCAAAAUUAAAUCUUGUUUUUAGUCGUUCUCCAGCGCCUUCAUCUACUGAGAACAUGGCUCCAAAAGACCUUUUGAAAACUCCUGAUUCUGAAAUCAAAGAAUACAAGGUUCAGUUUUGUUAUUUUCAUCCCAUUAAAGUUCACCCACUUCUAUAAAAAAUAUUCCUGGAAUGUUACGCCAAUCAUGUGAGAAAACUGCAAUCAGUUUAGGUUCGGAGUCGCAGCGCUCUUGACUCGCCAUCGUUCUAUCUGAAUGGGGGACGCCAGUCGCCAUUGAGCCAGAGCAUUCUUUUCAAGAAGCUCGAACAGAAAGGGUGUGGUGUCCAUACUGAGGUUAGUUUUCCUACACUUAUUCUUCAAGAUCGUUUAAACUGCACUGGUAAAUCGGCGUAUCCACAAAAAUAGCUAAGAGAGUGCACUUUCAAACUCAAUUGGUAUUUGCACGCGGUCAAUCAAUAAAUAGCUUACAGAGGUUAACUUUCUGCUCUUUCAAUACCAUUUGUGUGCACUCCGAUACUAUCCCCAUGCCCUCUGGUUUUGAGAGUGCUGACUAAGCUUAAGAAGUAUCCUGCCGGAUAGCACUCCGAUAGCAUUCUCUCCGCGUAUCCUAUUUAUUGACUGACGAUGUGGAUACCUCGAUUGACAUUUGUGUUUUCAGGACACUCUUUCACCUGAUGUUCGACGCAAGGCCGAAGCGAAUUUGAGCCGCAGCCCGUCAAUGGCGUCUUUGCGAGGAUCUCUUGCCGACCUAAGCCAGAAGUUCCGCGGAAGUUCGAUGAGUUUGGCUGAGCGAGAGGCUUCCCCUAGUCUCAGCAAAUUUCAGAGCAUGGUAGGUUUUUUUUUUCCUUCUUCAGUCUAUGUGUGUUUUUAUUCAAAAUCCUUCUAAAUGAGAGCUUUUAGACCUCGGCAUCACGUCUCUCUUUCAACCUGCGAAAGAACUCGGAGAAACAGAAAGAAGUUUUGGAACGGCUCGCUCGUUUGCGCGAAUCUCUGCACUCGUUGAACGAUAACGUCUCUCCUCAAAAAUCGGCGGCUUCUCGUCUUCACCGCAACAAUUCUGCCAUUAGCCAAGCGGCUGUUUGA